UCAAAAAUCCCUUUUUCAACACCCAGCUUCUGCAAUUCGACGGAUCCCACACUCGAUUACAGAGCGCCUGCAAUUCGCCCCUUCCCAGUGUUUGCGCACGGCAUCACCUCCGUUGUCUUCAGCUCUUGGCCCAUUCUCACUGUCCCAUUUUCCCACACCCUUCUCCCUUCCGUUGUCGGUUCUCCAUUUUCGGCUUCCUGCAAAAUAGAAAAAUCGAGUUCCCUUCGUUUUAGAGUUGUCAUGACCCUACGUUUCCUUCCCUUACAACUGCGUUUCUGUGCCUACAUUUCGUUUCGGAGUUGAACUUUUGCCCCAGUCCAGUAUAAUCGUCGUCUGCUCCAAGGAAUAUCACCACCGUACAGCCCCCCUGAGGAGGUCAUAGAUCUACUCAGAUAAAUUGUGGUCCUCAAUAUGGCUCGAAGACUUGACGCUAAAGCUCUGUUUUGGAAGUUUAUUUAAAUGGCAUGUAUAUCAACAAUUGCUAGUGACAAGCUCCACAAACUUUGCAAGCUGACAGCAACAACAAGGUAUAAACUACGAUGAAUAACCCAACAUGUAGCAAAGUCAUCUGGAUCGCUUCAUAAUCUUGAGGAACAGCCUUUAAACGUGGAAUAUAAGUCUGCAUUAGUCAUCAUCAUGGACUCAGAAGAAAGUUUCAGCAGAAGUUUGUCUUAGGGUUUGAAAAGCCCGAACUUUGGUGGUUGCUGGAUUUUAAGUUACUUCAGAGGGAAUAAUUAGAAAAAUAUGCAGCCUUUACUGUUUUGAACCAGGGAUGAAUAAUUUCUGUUGAGGACAGACGUUGAGUGCAUUUGAUUGAAAGAGACUUGAACGAGCUCGACAGAAUUGUUGGUGAGCUGCUACAGCCAGGUGGCUAUCUGAAACUGUUUGAGUUGGGUCUUAAAGGAAGAUGGUAAGAUCAAGAAAGUCUACUCAAGAGCCUCGAGAUGAUUUGCCGAGAGACGAUGCCAUAGCUCAAGCGUUAAGGCAAAUGACGGAAUUUCUACAGCAAAAUUUUAGGCCACAACAAGGAGAGCCUAGUAGAGCGGUGCAAACUGGAUGUACCUAUGAGCGCUUUUUAGUGUAUAGAACCCCAUCUUUCACGGGCGAAGAGGAUUCACUUCGGGCUGGAAAGUGGAUUAGAGAUAUAGAAAAGACAUUUGAAAUAUGUGGUUGCACUGAGGCGCAACAAGUACUUUAUGCCAGUUAUUUGUUACAAGGCACUGCUUCUGAAUGGUAGGAGAUAAAAAGAGUAAUGUUAGAGUCAGAAUUGGGGUCCUUUGCUGCUGUGUCAUGGCAGCGCUUCAAGAAAGAAUUUAAUGAUCGUUUUUUUCCGGCUUUUGUGAGAAGACAAAAAGAAAGGGAAUUUACAAGCUUGGUCCAAGGAAGUAUGACCGUAGAACAGUAUGCCCGAAGAUUUAUAGAGCUUGGGCGAUUUGCUACCCAUCUCAUCGCCAUGGAGGAGAUGCAGGCCGAGUAUUUUCAGGAUGGUUUACGACCUGAUAUACGUAGAAUGGUAGUCUGCCACCGGAUUACCACUUUUCACGAUUUAGUUGACUUGGCCACUCUUGCAGAGCGAGAGAUUAAUUUGAGUAUGAGUUCCCCUCUAGGACAAAAGAAACGGAGUUUUACUGACAAAGGAAGUAGUUCUGGUUCGCCUCAGAAGUUUGUUCAGCGGACCGGGACUCGACCACAAGCAGCCUCAGGUGUACGUAUAGGAGGACGGGUGCCAGUUUACGGAAGUUGUAAUAGAGCCCAUAUUGGUGAGUGCCAUUCGGGUGGGGCUCGAUGCUAUAAUUGUGGUCAGCAGGGACACUUUGCUCGUGAGUGUCCUAGGCCAAUUCAAGGAAGCCGUGGAGGUCGACGUGGUGGAAGAUCUAAUCAGAGGCAAACAAUGCAAGCUCGGGUAUAUGCUGUUACACCCGGAGAUGCUCACGAUGAGGUACCAGCGACCCAUGAUGCUGGAGUGAUUACAGAUUUUGAUGCAGAUGUGGAGGAAGAGAAGGAGGUUGAGCCCGAGUUUUGACUUGAAGUCUUUCAUGUUUAAAAGUUAUCUCUAUUAGUUUUUAUGGCUUGUAAUUUAGUUUGAAACAAUAUUUGAGACUUGUAAUAUUUUAUUAUGUGUGGUUUAAACGGGUUUGUAUUAAACAAAAAAUUCUGGUACUUAGUUAUAAAACUUUUAUUAUC
Carya illinoinensis is the source of this 2184-nucleotide messenger RNA. Its product is annotated as glycine-rich RNA-binding protein RZ1C-like. The record is from RefSeq and is a predicted model, not a curated record. Bases 1253 to 2023 code for a protein of 256 amino acids. Gene Ontology annotation, molecular function: zinc ion binding; nucleic acid binding. NCBI's taxonomy places the organism in Eukaryota, Viridiplantae, Streptophyta, Magnoliopsida, Fagales, Juglandaceae. The transcript has 7 exons.